Anopheles coustani is the source of this 691-nucleotide messenger RNA. RefSeq lists its product as uncharacterized. The coding region runs from base 64 to 678 and encodes 204 amino acids. The transcript has 2 exons. The record is from RefSeq and is a predicted model, not a curated record. NCBI's taxonomy places the organism in Eukaryota, Metazoa, Arthropoda, Insecta, Diptera, Culicidae.
GCGUCGUUUUGGCGUCCGUGCCCAACGAAUUUGCCAUUAAAAAGAUCUCUGUUUCGCUCCAAAAUGGAUAUGGAUCCGGAAAAGGAAGAAUAUGAAUUGCAGCAUUUCAACUUUUCAUCGGAGGAGAUUGUGGCACAGAAUACACAAAUGGUUCAAACACUGCUCCGGUCAUCGUUCUCCGAGUUUACCGAACAGUUUAUACAGAAACAAAAAAUCCCACCAGCCGCCGCCGAUCAGCUUCGAGCGAAUUGUACCAAAACAAGCAUCGACAUGUACAACGAUUGUCUUCCGGCAAUCAACGCGCUGAGUGCGCUGUAUCGUGAAACGUUUACCAUUCCCGAUAACGUGCUGCUACCGACGGACCUACUGCAAACCCGUGGCCAAACGGAGCAACUCGUCAACGAGCUAGCGAAGGAGGUACGCAAUGCGAAGGAGGCCGUAAUGCAGGGUGCUGUGUUUCUUGCCUCGUUAGACGCGGAGGUUGAAUUGCACCAGGCGCUCGAGCAGUGUCACGAAGCGGAAGAUGCCGUUGUGGAACUGCUGAAGGAUUUCCAGGAGGAGGAUGUCGAUUCUGAUGAGGUGUCGGAUUUGGUGAAGCGAUUGGAAAUCGCCGGCAUUAUCAAGAACGAUUGGGAGCGAGAAAGUGUCGAGUUUGAUAAUUUUUUAUUACAAAAAUAACAAACAGCCGGUG